This is a messenger RNA of Ctenopharyngodon idella (grass carp), 5508 nucleotides long. RefSeq names its product F-box protein 38 (gene fbxo38). NCBI's taxonomy places the organism in Eukaryota, Metazoa, Chordata, Actinopteri, Cypriniformes, Xenocyprididae. The coding region runs from base 592 to 4005 and encodes 1137 amino acids. Gene Ontology annotation, molecular function: protein binding. Gene Ontology annotation, cellular component: cytoplasm; nucleus. Gene Ontology annotation, biological process: protein K48-linked ubiquitination; SCF-dependent proteasomal ubiquitin-dependent protein catabolic process. The record is from RefSeq and is a predicted model, not a curated record. The transcript is spliced from 21 exons.
AUUUGUUCUACCAUUAAAAUGUCUCUCUUUCGUGAGCAAUACAUUAAAUCCAUUUACUAAUUUUUCGCAUCUUUUAUUUUGUAAAAAAUAAACUGAACUUCCUGUUUGUGUUUGGAAGGCUAACGCUGGCUUCACGUCGCCACUGGACGCGGAUCCAGAUAGAUAGCUCCUGCUGUUCAUCUUCAUAUUGGCCACAAAUCGCACUUAUGAGCUUGACUGAAAAUCAGAGAAGAUAAAUAGACUAGUUUCUGCUGAACGGUUUGCUUUAAAGGUCUUUUUACAGCACUGUUAGGUCUGCAUUCUUAUAAAACAGUGGUGAGGUUGCUAACAGCUGAUCGCUAGCUAGAGCUGGGGAUCAUAACAACUUCAAACAGUAUCAUCAUCUCUCCACAUGCUGCUGAUGAAUGAACAGCUCAGCUCUUCUCCAUUUGAGCCAUGAUACCUCUCAAUAACUGCUGUUAAGAUUUUAACAUAGCUCCUGCUAGUCUGCUGAGUGAGUGAUGAUAAUGUGUUGAUGCCUCAAACAAGAGGAUCAGGACAGAGGGAGCGAGUUUAUUACCUUCCCUUGGUGGAUAUCUCACUGUCCUGGACAUGAUGGGCCCUCGGAGGAAGGUCACCAGGACUCAUAGUUUGGGGGGAGGAAUGUUUAGCUCUCUCGGGCAUGAGGAACCCAAAGACUACAUCAACGAGCUCUCACAUGAGGUGCUCUGCCACAUAUUCCGAUACUUACCCAUGCAGGACAUAAUGUGUAUGGAGUGUCUUUCACGUAAACUGCGGGAGGCGGUGACCCUGUACUUGCGGGUGGUGAAGGUGGUGGACCUUUGUGCCAGCAGGUGGUGGGAGUACAUGCCCUCAGGUUUCACAGACUCCAGUUUCCUCAUGCUGAUGAAGAAGAUGCCUGAUUUGGAGCAACUGUAUGGUCUUCAUCCACGUUACCUAGAGAGAAGGAGGGUCAGAGGUUAUGAGGCUUUCAGUAUUCCUGGUGUUUUGGAGGCUCUACAGGCCUGUCCCAACCUUAUAGGAGUUGAGACGUCUCAUUUGGAGCUGGUGGAGGCAGUAUGGAACUACAUGCCUCAGGUUCACAUUCUAGGGAAGUUCAGGAACCGAAACGGGGCAUUUCCUAUUCCCUCAGAGAACAAACUUACCAUUCCAGCUGCAGCUAAAAUCCAGACCCUCCAUCUUGUUGGUGUCAAUGUGCCAGAGAUCCCCUGUCUGUCCAUGCUCAGACAUCUGUACUUGAAGUGGGUGCGCCUCACUAAGCCUCAGCCCUUCAAAGACUUUCUCUGUGUGAACCUGCGUACGUUUGUCAUGAGGAACUGUGCCGGUCCUACUAAUUCGCUUAAGUAUGUGCCUCUUGUCACUGGUCUGGCUUCCGCCCGCAACUUAGAGCAGCUGGAGCUGGUGAGGGUGCCCUUCUUAGGGGGACUGAUUCAGCAUGUAGUGGAGGAUAGCUGGAGAUCAGGAGGGUUUCGUAAUUUGCACACAAUUGUUUUUGGUGCCUGUAAAAAUGCACUUGAAGUGGAUCUGGGCUACCUCAUCAUUACUGCUGCUCGCAGGUUGCAUGAAGUUCGAAUCCAGCCUUCUUUAACCAAAGAUGGAGUAUUCUCCGCACUGAAGAUGGCAGAACUGGAGUUCCCCCAGUUUGAGACUUUGCACCUCGGAUAUGUCGAUGAAUUUCUGUUGCAAUGUAACAUGAGCCAUGCUGAGUUAGUGAAAUACGGUCUUGCUGAUGUGAUCGAAAAUCCAGGAAUCAUCACAGACAUUGGAAUGAAGGCUGUUAAUGAGGUGUUCACCUCCAUCAAGUAUUUGGUCAUUUAUAACUGUCCACAUCUUCACAACCCACACAACUGGAUCACAGACCACUCACGCUGGAGUCGGUUGGUGGACCUCACUCUGGUGCGCUGUCAUGCUAUCAAGCUGGAGUCGUUCAGUCAGUUCAUUGAGAUGCUUCCCAGCCUGGAAUUCAUCUCUCUGGAUCAGAUGUUUCGUGAACCUCCCAAGGGCUGUGCCCGUGUGGGACUCAGUGCGGGCACGGGUAUCGGUGUAUCAUCUGCCCUGGUCAGCAAUCAGAAUUCCAACAAUGAUAAUGACAACAAUAACAACAACAAUCACCAGAAUAAUAAUGAUGCAAACAUUCCACCAAAUAACAACAACAACCAGGUUGAUGAUGUGCCUCAGCAACACCACCGUGGCCCAGAGGAGAUUCCCGAUGUGGAGGGCAUGGUGGCAGACAACAUGGAGCCUGAGCCGGUUCUUGUGGCUGUCAACCCAGAGGAAGAAACCCAGGGUUCCAGCCAGACUGCUAAUCCUUCACUUGAACAGGAUGAGGAACAAGCAGGCCCUAGUGGAGUUCAAACUGCGGUGAAGAAGCAGUCGGUGGUGGUGUCAGACUCGGACAGUGAGGACGAGUACAGUCCAAUCAGGACACCGGCUGCCGCCCGCUCUCAAGGCCAGUACCCUGAGACAGAAGCCCAGGGGAAGAGCAGCACAGCUAUGACUCCAAAUGGUAAAGGGAAAACUCCACUCCGUAGACGUGGACCGCAGCCUCAGGAGCUGAGCUGUGAGAAAGGCUGCCAGGUAACAAGCGAGCAAAUCAAGGCUGACAUGAAGGCGGCCACUGAGACGGCUGAGCGUGGGGCCAGAGACAGAAACAGUGCAUCUGGGCCUGCUUCAGGCUACACUGCCGGCAGCUGUGUUUGCUCCAUCCGCUGGAGGGAGGACUCGGCCAAUCAGGACGACCAGGGUGGGGCGGGUAGAGGGGAAGAUGACAUGGUGAGGACUCGCUGCACGUGCAGCCGGUCUCGUCCCGGCUCUGAAAACAGGACUCGUAGUGGCCACAGCCUGCCAGCGGGAGACGAGAGUCACAGACCAGAAUGUCACAGCCCAGAGCAAAGUGCAGGGGGUGAUGAGAUGGAGGAAAGGCACUCCAGCACUCCACCCAGGACACAGAGCUCAUCUGAGGGGCAUAGUGAGAGGACUGCAGUCCACCAGCAAGGCUCGUCACACAGAAGCCCUACGGACGAGUUCCCCCGGAGACCCAUCACACGUGCCCGCAGCAGACUUUCCUCUGUGCCCCUGGUUUGUGAGUCAGAACUGCCCAAAGCAAAGCCUCGGGCUGCGGUGAAGAGAAAACGUAUGGCAGACAAGUCCACCAGCACCAGUGACCCUGUAACUGAAGACGACCAUGUGCAGGUGCUCAGCCUUAAAUCCAAAAACCUGGUGGGAAUCACACUUACAAACUGUGGCAUCACAGACCUGGUCCUUAAGGAGUGCCCCAAAAUGAUGUUUGUCCACGCAACACGCUGUAGGGUGCUAAAACACUUGUUGGUGGAAAGUGCCCCCAUAGUAAACCGCUUUGACUAUGCACAAUGUAAGAAGUUGAACAUGGAGCAGGUGCUCGACCAGAUCUUACGGAUGCCCGCGGAGAGAAACCGUAUCAUCUACAUGAGGCCUAUGCAGCAGAUUGAUUCUCUGGCUCUGGAGAAAAAACUCUUCAGCGGUCCAUACCCAUACCAUAUCGCUAUUAUCCAUGAGUUCAGCAACCCACCCAAUGUUAGGAACAAGGUGCGCGUACGUAGCUGGAUGGACACCAUUGCCAACAUUAGCCAAGAACUCAUCAAGUAUGAAUUCUUUCCGGAGGCCACACGGACGGAAGAGGAUGUAAAGAAGUAUCCCAGCUAUCCCUGGGGCCGAGACAUCUACACAUUAGAGGGAGUAGUAGAUGGGGCGCCAUACUCAAUGAUCACAGAUUUCCCGUGGCUUCGCUCUUUACGCACAGCAGAGCCCAACAGUUAUGCUCGAUACGACUUUGAGGAUGAUGAAAGCACUACUAUCUAUGCGCCACGCCGCAAGGGACAGCUCUCGGCUGACAUCUGCAUGGAGACGAUCGGAGAGGAGAUCUCAGAGCGACGGCAGACACGUAGAGGUGUUUUCCAGCGUGUGGUAGUCGUCUUCAUCCACUACUGUGAUGUUCGGGGGGAACCGGUGGAAGACGACUACAUCUAGAAUGAUCACUGUUUGGCUGGAGGGAGAUGCUGGAGAGAGGUGUGGAGAGCUCUUCAGCCCUCUGCCGGGCUCUGACCACCUCUGUUUGAGAACAGAGAGAGGCAUCGAAGAUGCAGCCUCAGUGUGGAAUACCAAGGCAUUUCCAGUUGCCUUUAUCUCUGAGUUGACUUGAAACAAAGAGUAAUCGCUUUCAAUCGGCCAUUCUUUUUUUUGGGAGUUCAUUCUUUACAUGAAGGAUGAAUGGCAAGCCUUCCAUGGAGCGGCAGCACACUUACAGUAAAGAGGGGUGAUAGUGUCAGCAGAUGCUUUGUUGCUACGGUUGUGCACAUUGGAAAAGACAUGCAGAGUCAUGAAAGGUGGCAUAUGAAAUUGUUUGUUUGGUUUUUGGUGGAGACAGAAAGAUAGUCCUUGGUAGAAUUUUUAUUUUUUAUUUUUUUUUCCAAAGCCAGACAGGGUGUUUGGCCACUUGGCAUGAUUUUCCAGUGUAUCUGUACUGUUACAGGCAAUAACAUCGUUCUAGAGUUGUUUUUUGCACCUCAUACCUUUUCAGAGACCUUUUAUUUUAUUUUAUUUUAUUUUUUAUAAUUUCAUAUAUUAUUUUUGUUUUCCCUCUUCCCUUUCCCCUAGAGGUUGGCUCGAGUGUUUUUCACUAUUAACGGUGCUGGUGUCAGUUUAACCCAGAACCUGGUGAAGAGAUUAAAUGUUUCUUGGCCCAUGAGAGGAACGUGGCAGAAUUGGUCAGUAGAUGUACCUCGUUUUACUCCCUGUGGUCUUCAUAGAGCUAAAAAAUUGUGUAAACAGAAAAGUUUAGAGUAUUUUAAGCAGACAUGAUUUGUUUUGUCUUUUUUCCCUUUAGUUGGACCCACAUUUUUAUGGAACUCCAGUAAAAUCGUUUUAAAUCUGAAGCACAGUGGAUAAAGUUGCCAGGCAUAUCCCUUAUUCAUCUUCAGAUGACUUGACGCACAUUCUUUUCUCACAAACUCGCUCUUUUCAUAUGGUGAAGCAUCUUCAAAAAUGGCCCUGUGCCAUUAACCUGCAUUAUAACCUACAGCAGAGAUAACAGAGUCAGCAUUAUGUGUUUCUGGAUUGCUUCUUUCCUCUUUCUUGCCUCGUCCUUGGCACAGAUUUUAACAUUCAAAAUCGACAAAUGGAAAUAAAAUAAAAUGCACAAUUUGUCUUAACUGUCUGCUUGGUUCAGGAUAGAUUUCACCAACUUGUGUUUGUAAAGAGCAGUUAGGGAAACUAGUCAAAUUAGGAGAGAGUUGCAAGUCCAGGAGCUAUUGAUGCAUGAAAACCCCCAUCUCGCUGCUCUACUUUCUGCUUUUCUGGGUGACCCACUCUGCCAUGUUUCAAAAGCCAAGAAACUCCAUUAAUUGAAUCUGCACCCGUGCUGAGCACUGCAGAAACUUGUGUACUAAGUUCAUGUACAGAUAUUCUGUAUUUAAAUGAUCUUCCAAGAUUUGUUUUAUAUGUUUAUAUAAAAGAAUAAAUAUUUCACUAAGA